This is a messenger RNA of Kazachstania africana CBS 2517, 3396 nucleotides long. It is a transcript of the gene MSB1, whose product is annotated as Msb1p. Gene Ontology annotation, cellular component: cellular bud tip; cellular bud neck. The transcript has a single exon. Bases 1 to 3396 code for a protein of 1131 amino acids. The record is from RefSeq and is a predicted model, not a curated record. Lineage: Eukaryota; Fungi; Ascomycota; Saccharomycetes; Saccharomycetales; Saccharomycetaceae.
AUGAACGAAACCAUUAAGCCAUUACCUAAUCCCCCAGUCAAUAAAUCUAGGCCUACUAGUCCUGUACGAAAGGCAGACAAAGCGCAACAAGAUGGUGAUGAUGAAGAGUUCGAAUUUUUCAAUGACUUUGAGCGUGAUAAAGUUAAAGGAGUUAUUCAUUUAAUUACGGCCUCAUUGAAAGAAAAGGCAAUAGACGUAGAAUAUUUGAUGAUCCCAUUUAGACCAGAGCAGACAAAUGAAAAACUAUUGCGGUUCCUAAAUGAAAUAUUCCCGCAGGGAAAUGGAGUGCCAGUAAAUGAUUCCCUCCAAGCAAAAAUUAUCUCAAAGACAAACGAAUGGACUCUAUUCCAAUCGUUGAAAUACAUCUGGGCAAGAUUGCCAAAUUCUGAAGUUAUUGGGUGGCAAGCAUAUUUGGAGUUCAAGCUGAGAGAGGCUGAGAAAAACUUUCCACAAAAAGCCUUUUUAGAAAUUAUGCCCCAAUGUCUUGAUUCUCCUCAUCAUGCAUCGAUUGUUUAUGAUUUUUUCGAUCUCAUUGUAACGAUAGCGUCAAAUGCCAAAGUUAAUAAGUUAAGUGCCAGAAAAAUCUCAAAAAUGUGCGCAAUAUGGGCCUUUGAUAAACCAGUUCAUGUUAACAAAGGAAAUGAUUUAGAUUUUGAUUCUAAAACGCCAAUAAAUCCAGAAAAGAAGUCCAACAAUUCAUUACAGGACGGUCUUGAUCAAUGGAUUCCGGGCUCUGAUGCAAUGUUCCACUUAUUGCUAGCGUUCUUGAAAAGUUUUAUUACAAAUGAUUUAGAAACUUCAAAGUUACCAAGAUCACUGAAGAGCGUACUUUUUAAUAAUGAUUAUCCUCCAGAGGGUUCUACUGCAUAUUCCUCGGAAACUAUUCUUACUAUUCCACUGGUUACAUUAUAUACUGAUGACUUCUCAAGGAAGCCAUGGCAGCUGUUGGAAAGAUGCAAUGACCUUUUAGAUUUCUCAAAUCAUGAUGCUUUUGAAGCUCGUGAAGAUUAUGCCCUACUAAAAUCUCUAUUCAAGAAGAAAAAUAACGUUGAGGGGAUAAGUAGGAAAAUGUCACAAGAAUCUAGAAGAAUAAUGAAAUUAAUGUCAACAAAACAUUCUACCCUUCAAGCAGGUUGGGCUCGCAGAAGACCGCUAGAAAAUAUUCAUGAAUUGGAUGAAUUUAUUCAGGUGAAAAGGGUUGAUAUUGAUGACUAUUUUAUCUGGACUUGGUUAUCUUCAUUAUCCUAUGAACAAACUUCGCAAAAGAAAAAAAUAUUUGGCAGAUCGUUAAUAUUAGAAUUUGAAUUUGAUGGUUUCAAAAAAUGGGUAGUUUUCCAAGAAUGUGAUAUUACUCUUGCCUACAAUAGUCAGAGCCAGUUAAAGAAGCAGAUUGAAAGUAAUAAGCGGGAAGAAGUGUCGACAACCGAACCAGAAGAGCAACACGGUGCGCAAGAAGGAUCACCCUCUUAUUUGAUCGGGAAAUCUCCAACAGCUGUUUCACCGAUUCAAAUUGAACAACAGUCUAAUCCCGGAGCUUAUCACACUGUUAUAAGCAAAGAUGUGCUCAACAAAAAUUCAGCGAAACAUAACAAAAACCUUCAUGUAUUUGAGCAAAAACUCUAUAAAUGGAAUCCGCUCAAUAAUUUGAGAAAAAAAAGUAGUAGUAGCAAUAGCUCAUCGAUACAUGAAACUGCGUUACCAAAUGAGGUCCAAACAACGGCUGAAGUGGAUUAUAAUUACGAACUGCCUCCUGUAGAUACAGGAAAGAACUUCCAGGUUGAUAUAGCGAACGUGAAGGAGCUACCUUCUCAAUUCAGCAAAAGAGAUAAAUCAACUAAAGAUAAUAAUAACAAUAAUAAUAAUACAAUAGCUGAGAUAAAUGGUAUGGUUGAACAAAUGAUGAUAAAGGAUUAUGAAAAUGAACGGACGCCUGUGAUUGAACAAGAAACUUUCGAGAGUGUUACAAGGUUUGAUCACUACAAAUCUUCAAAUUUGAGUCAUAUGGAGUUUGAUGCAGCUAGUUCCAUAUCAAGUCCUAUUGAAUCUCUGAAGAUAAAUAAUCGUACAGAGGAGAGUAUAUCUGAGCCUAAAGCUUAUGCAAAGCCUUUGCCUCUUGUUGAUACGAAACGAAAAAACUCUCCUACACAGCCAAGCUCUUUACAAUAUGCUAUAUCCUCUUCUUCCCGGACGCCUUCACCACAGAGACCCAGAGUCCAACCACAGUUGCAACCUCAACCACAGCUACAAAUUCAGCCACAACCACAACCACAAUCACAACCACAGCUACAACCACAGCUACAAACUCAACCUCAACCCCAACCUCAACCACAACUACAACCACAAUUACAACCACAACCACAGAUUCAAACUCAAACUCAGCUUCAGCCACAAGUCCAGAUUCCCCCACAAGCCCAACCUCGUUCGCAGAUCCAAUUCCAACAGCAAGGUUCUUCUAAAACCACGACUAUACCGCAAGCACAGCCUCAAGCUUCUUCAAUCCAAUUUCAACAAUAUGAGGGCACAAAUAGUGAAAUUCAGUACAUACAACCUCAGUGCUUGUCAGAACAGAAAGCAUCUACAACUUCAGACCUUUCAAUAAAAGAAGAAUUCUCUAGUGAUUCUUUCAAUCCAAAUAGACGAACUAAUCCACAACAUUCCCCUAUGAGGAAUAUUCAGAAAAACGGGUUGUCACCCUCACCAGUCCUAGAAAGACAAGAUGUGAGUCCAAGGCACCAACAGCCAAUUAUGCAAUCACCUUCAAGCCAACCAAUUCUUAAAUCACCCUCUCCGCCUUUGAACCAACUUCCACCAGCGCAACUCACAAAUGGCUAUGCACAAUCACCAGUAGCGUCAUCACAAGAUAUGUACUUUUCACCAUCUAAUCUACAAUCUGUCUUGCCGGUUACGAAUAUUUCACCUCAAGCAAGACAGGAAAAAUUCUUACCUGUGAUGCAGGCUCAGGCUUAUCCUUAUAAUAAUUUAACGCCCAUAGUUAGGCAGCAAAAGCAAGGUACGAACGUUGCGUCACAAAAUCAAUAUGCGCAAGUUCAACCUUCUUAUCUUACUAAACGCCAACAGCAUGCAUCUCCACAGGCAUACAACCAAGGACGUCAUCAGCAGCCCUACAUGAUGAAUCCACAGAGUUACAACCAAGGUUACUACAAUAACUAUCCUCAAGGACAACCAAUGCAACCGGCACAACUGGUUCAGCCCCUUCCACCGUCACAGCCAAUCCAGCAAGCUCAAAACUACGCAGGUUAUGUGCAUUCAACCCCACCACCAGUAAAUAUUCCAGUUGCAUCGUUUAGUGCAAACAGAUUGCAUGGUAAUACAAACAAGAGACAAGAUAGGAAAAAAUUAUACGAUAAUAUACGUAGUGGUAAUUUUGGUAUAUAG